This is a messenger RNA of Ruditapes philippinarum (Manila clam), 1665 nucleotides long. RefSeq names its product interferon-induced protein 44-like. Gene Ontology annotation, molecular function: GTP binding. Bases 209 to 1093 code for a protein of 294 amino acids. NCBI's taxonomy places the organism in Eukaryota, Metazoa, Mollusca, Bivalvia, Venerida, Veneridae. The transcript has 6 exons. The record is from RefSeq and is a predicted model, not a curated record.
GAUACGGAUUUAAUAAAGAAAAUAUAAGGUUUUACAGAAGGUUAAAAAUUUACUCAAAUCAAUUAUUGAAUUGAAGUCUUGUGUUAACCUGAUGUAGACGUUAAAUCAAUAUCCGUCAAUAACUUUGCUGUAUAACUUUACCUAUGGAUAUAUUCGUUUUGAACAUUCGUAUAUGUAACAGAAAUAAUCAAAUUUUGUUUGUGUGAAAAUGGAUUUAGGUCUUUAUCUUGGAAUUGGCUUGACAUGGAAUCCUUGGAGAGUACCUGAUGAGAAUUUCAAAUGGAAAAAGGAAACAGCAGAGAAACUUCAGAAAGAUAUAGAUGAUAUAAAACCAACAAAAGAGACCGGUUUGGAUAAGUUUAGAGUGCUUACAGUUGGCCUUUAUGGGCAUGGAAAGUCAUCACUGAUUAACUCUUUCGCUUCUAUAAGUGUUGGCGAGAAAACUAGUAUUUGCAAUGCUGCUUCGAUGGGCACAAAUGUUACCACCCAUUACAGAAAUUUUGAUUUUCCUGGCCAAUUGGAACAAAUUGUUCUGAGUGACAUUUCUGGACUCCCAGUGAAAAAGGAUGUCCAUCCAUAUGUAGAAAAUAUCAAACUGAUUCUACAAGGACAUAUCAAACAUGGAUAUAUGUUUAAUCCAGAGAAAAGUAUAUCUUCUGAAGAAAAGGAUUACGAAUCAUCACCUAAAUUUUCGGAUAGGAUUCAUUGUGUUCUGAUUGUCAUCGACAGUACAAUGGCAUACGAACUUCCCGCAGCCUUUGUAUAUGGCGUUAAAAGGAUCAUGGAAACCAUGCAUUCAAUGAAUAUCCCUGUGAUUGCCGUUCUUACGAAAACUGACAAGCUAUCACCACAUGUCAAGUAUAGUGUAGAGUCAAUUUUCCGAUGCAGGAAAAUCCAACAGGCUGUUCAAAAUGUAUCUAAGCAACUAGAAAUUCCAGCCCCAAAGAUAUAUCCCGUUGUCACUUUUGAAGAAAUGGAUCACUUUACUUGGAGAGAGUCAAUUCCAUUAUUGAUUGUCCUGAAAUCCCUUCUUCUUGUGGCAAAAAUGCAUUCACGCAAUGCUAUUGAGGUGGCUCAAAAAAAAGAUAAUUAAACAACCAAAGUGGUUUAAGUUUAUUUUACAGCCUCUUUACAAACGACAUACAUAUGUUUCAUUCUUUUUGUUUCUUUCUUUAUUUCUUUUUAAAUGAAAGUGUAAUCUUCGGAGUUUCGUGAAAAUGUGAUGUCAACAUUUAAUGUCAAAAACUAACACAUUUUAUCAAAUGAUAAUGCUCGUAUGGGAUUUCACGAAGUAAUGAUUACUUUAUUAUUAUAUGUAUUUAUGAAAUUGGUCAUAAGGACGAAGAAGUAAAAGGAACGAAAAGUGUAUGAAAAUGAAAAAUUUAACUUAAAAAGUGUAAAGCACAAUUAUAAACUUGAGUAGGUACAUAUAAACUCCUUUAUUUAAAUCAUUUUUAUUGUAACAUAAAUGUGAUGAAUUAAUGUAAAGAACUUUUUUUUUUUCAAAAAUCGUUAUGUAUGACAUGAUAACCUGAUAUUUUUCUGAUAUGUUUUGUUUUCUUUUCAAAACAUGAUAAAUUAGGAAAUCUUGUAUUGCUAAAGAGGUCAAUUCUUUGGUCUGAUUACCACAACUCGAAUUAACCUUACUAUAAUAGCAUUUCCUUA